This is a messenger RNA of Anarrhichthys ocellatus (wolf-eel), 4618 nucleotides long. RefSeq names its product adenosylhomocysteinase like 2b (gene ahcyl2b). Gene Ontology annotation, cellular component: cytosol. Gene Ontology annotation, biological process: L-methionine cycle. The transcript has 17 exons. NCBI's taxonomy places the organism in Eukaryota, Metazoa, Chordata, Actinopteri, Perciformes, Anarhichadidae. The record is from RefSeq and is a predicted model, not a curated record. Bases 66 to 1856 code for a protein of 596 amino acids.
CCGCUCACAUCCGCUCGGCUCGCUAUUUGUGUUGGGGGAAAAAGGGACUUUGUGAAACUGCAGCGAUGUCAGUCCAGGUUGUGGCAGCAAAAAUGGCAGAGGUCGAACUCAAAGACGUCCCCACCGGCAAAGACCUACCGGCGGGCUCCCCGGUGACACCGACCUCGGAGGGCAAGACCCUCGGCAGAAACGACCCGCACGAGGCCGUUGUCUCUGCUGCGGAGCCCUCCGCGAAAGCCGGAGAAGGCAGCCUGGGUUUGCUCACCCCGAACCCCGCGAAGAUGCCGCAGGCAUCGGCUAUGAAGCGGACGGACCCGCAGCAGAACGGAGGAGAGGCUUUCGUCAACCGGGACGGUACCGUGGCCGAGGCUCCGCGGAUGAAAAAGAUCCAGUUUGCGGACCAGAAGCAGGAGUUCAACAAACGUCCCUCCAAGAUCGGCCGGCGCUCCCUGUCCCGCUCCAUCUCCCAGUCGUCCACAGACAGCUACAGCUCAGCGGCGUCGUACACGGACAGCUCUGACGAUGAGACGUCUCCUCGGGACAAACAGCAGAAGAACUCCAAGGGCAACGGAGACUUCUGCAUCAAAAACAUCAAACAGGCCGACUUUGGCCGCAGAGAGAUUGAGAUCGCAGAGCAAGAGAUGCCAGCUCUGAUGGCUCUGAGGAAGCGAGCCCAGGGGGAGAAACCCCUCGCUGGUGCCAAGGUGGUGGGCUGCACCCACAUCACUGCCCAGACUGCCGUGCUGAUGGAGACUCUGUCAGCGUUGGGGGCUCAGUGCAGAUGGGCAGCCUGCAACAUCUACUCCACCCAGAACGAAGUGGCAGCUGCCCUGGCAGAGGGAGGUUUCAGUGUGUUUGCGUGGAAGGGUGAGUCAGAGGACGACUUCUGGUGGUGCAUCGACCGCUGUGUCAACGUGGAAGGCUGGCAACCCAACAUGAUCUUGGAUGACGGUGGCGACCUGACUCACUGGAUCUACAAAAAAUACCCCAACAUGUUCAAGAAGAUCAAGGGCAUUGUAGAGGAGAGUGUGACCGGCGUGCACAGGUUGUACCAGCUGUCCAAAGCUGGGAAGCUUUGUGUCCCAGCCAUGAAUGUCAACGACUCCGUGACCAAGCAGAAGUUUGACAACCUCUACUGCUGCAGGGAGUCCAUCCUAGACGGCCUGAAGAGGACCACUGAUGUCAUGUUCGGAGGCAAACAGGUGGUGGUGUGUGGAUACGGAGAGGUGGGAAAAGGCUGCUGUGCCGCCCUGAAAGCGAUGGGCUCCAUCGUCUACGUCACAGAGAUCGACCCAAUCUGUGCCUUGCAGGCCUGCAUGGACGGCUUCAGGCUGGUGAAACUGAAUGAAGUCAUCAGACAGGUGGACAUCGUCAUCACCUGCACAGGCAAUAAGAACGUGGUGGUGAGAGAGUACCUUGACCGCAUGAAGAACGGCUGCAUUGUCUGCAACAUGGGACACUCCAACACUGAGAUCGAUGUGGCAAGCCUGAGGACUCCUGAACUGACCUGGGAGAGAGUGCGCUCUCAGGUGGACCACGUCAUCUGGCCUGAUGGCAAGAGAAUAGUGCUGCUGGCUGAGGGUCGCCUGCUGAACCUCAGCUGUUCCACCGUGCCCACCUUUGUGCUCUCCAUCACCGCCACCACCCAGGCGCUGGCUCUGAUUGAGCUGUACAACGCCCCAGAGGGACGCUACAAACAGGAUGUGUACCUGCUCCCCAAGAAAAUGGAUGAGUAUGUGGCCAGCCUACAUCUCCCUACGUUUGACGCACAUCUCACAGAGCUGAGUGACGAGCAGGCCAAGUAUCUGGGCUUGAACAAGAACGGGCCCUUUAAGCCAAACUACUAUAGGUAUUAAAAACCAGUGCCGGGUUCAGACUGAAGAAAUGCAAAUACUCCGUGAAUGGCACAGACUCAUUGAAGGAGAGGAGGAUGAGGAGAACAGAAGGAAGGACGGAUGGACCAGUCAACACACCUGCAUUGUAGUGGGGGGGGGGGGGGGGGGGGGGAGCUCAGACUGAGCCACAGGGGGAGGCAGAAGGGCGUGGCGUUCCCUGCGCUUAUGGCAGCCGUUUUUAUUUAUUUCACGCUCGAAAACAACAAUGCCACUCGCCAUUAGCUAGCUCCCAGACAUCUUCUUCGUCAUUUCACCACCAUUAUCGCUGUCUCUUUAGUCGCUCAUCUGUGUGUCGAGUCGUAAGUAUAUCCUCCAUUCUCCCUUGCCAUUGCCAGAUCUUUUAUUGUUUUAAUUAAAGAUGAACUUAUUGAUGCUGAAAAGAUAUAUACUAUAUUAAAAACAAAAAAAAUCAGCGUGAAUGAAUAUGACCGUUAGUGACGGACACUUUUUUUCUGUCCUUUUUUUGUUGUCUCUUUUUUCUACCUGUGAUUUUUGUUUUUCUCUUGCGUAAUACUGCGAGGUUGGGGUUAAACCUAGUGGGCGGGGUUAGGCGGGAUCUCAGGGUCCAAUCAUAUCAUGUCUUUUAUUUGAUCGUUUUGUUGAGAUUCUCUGUUGUAUCUGUUUUUAAACAUUUUUUUAAGUCCCUUCGGAUCCGCCUGUAGUUUGUCAGAACUACUUUCGUAGUACGACUGGAUGGUGGCCGGGUCUUCCCACCUGUCACUCAAAGCCACAGUGAAACCAUCUCAUUGGCUGCUUCUUCCUCUGCUUCCAGCUGCUCACAUGGCGCCAGUGUUGAAGCGAUGAGAAGUAUUUCAAGCUUGUGAGAGCUAACCUUUUCAUUUAGUCUCUUUCUUUACCAAGAAUAACUAUACUAUAUUUGAAGCAUGACAGGUUGUCAGAUCAUUACAAGGGGUAUACUGUAUAUUUAGAUAUUUAUAUUGAAACUAAGAUUUUUCUAUCUCUUUCUCUCCUGCAUCAUCUAACAUCAUUACUUUUGGAAAAAGAAAUCAACAUAUGUCAAUAAGAUAAGCAAUUAAAUGUUCUAAUGAUAAGUGUAAUAAAUGUACUUAACCCUCACUUUGAAUACUGUGACAGAAGAUAUUUACAGAGAUACCAAAUGAGCAGCAAGUUACUACCUGGUCGGUACGUUAAACAGAUCAAUUCAAUCAGGUCCUCCUUGAAAAGUAUGGUUCUGUUAAGAUUUAGUGUACUUACAUACACGCCACAACUCUUUGGUACAGUUUGAAAAAUAAAAUCUGGGAUCUGAAUGCCACCAUGAUUUUUUUUUUCUUUACUUCCGAGAAGCACAUUUACCGUCACUGCAGAGUCAUGAGCGUUUGCCUAAUUUUUUAAGAUCUCCAAACUUGCCGUUCUAUCCCUGAUAUAUUUGAGUUUCUUCUCCCCCACCUGAAAGGCAUAGACUCCACCAGUAUAAUGAUCUGCACCGUCGUCAUCCUCGGCAGCUCGUCCCCAGCUGACCUGACGGUGGAAAUUAGAAAGUCCUGACAGUCAUUUCACCUGACAGCCGAGUGCACCCCUGCCGCUGUACCGGCUCUGCACCUGAACCAAUCAGAUUCUCUCUAACCUUUAGCCUGCUGGGAGACGCUGCCAGCUUUACUCUCACAGAGAAGGAUCAAAUGCUGAAACGCACACAUGCAGUUCAUCCAGUUCUAAAAAAUGUACUGCACUUUGUAUGGAAAAUACAUUUGAUCAUAUUACAGAUUUUGAAAUGGCACAAAAAAGCUUUAUCAGUUUAAUAAAUACUUUUGCCUACUCAAAAUACAAAUAUGCACAAUUCAUGCAUUUUGUUGUUGUGAAGACCAACCAAAGUCUUUAAAGGAAUAUUUUUGACAUUUUGGUAAAUGGGCAUCAUCACUUUCUUGCAGAGAGUUUAGAAAAUGUACACCACUCUCAUUUUUGUAUGAUAAAUAUGUUGCAGGAGCUAGCAGCCAGUUAGCUUAUCUUAGCAUAAAGGUAACAAAAUCCAACAUCCAGCACCUCUAAAGCUAGGGUUUCAUGCAAAUGAAACAAAACGGGCAUGUUGAUCAGUGACCUUUUUAAACGUGCUUAUGAGUUUGUUAUCUUUUGAACAGAGCCAGGCUAACUGUCCCCAAAAUGUCAAACUAUAUCUUUUAAAUUUGGUAAAAGCUAAAUUAAAAUCUGUGCAUAGGAACACAAACCUAGCAUACGUCCAUGUGCCACCAUGUAAUGACGAGAUCCUACACUGUGUCACGGCCCACACGACCUCACUGUCACUCCGUUCCCUGCCGAUGUUUGUGCGUUUCUCUGUCUCCUUGUGCUGUUGAGAAUCUCAUCUUCCAGUAGUGUGACUUGUUGUCAGUGUAGCUCUUAAACCUGUUGUCCUGAGUCUUACUUUUCCCUUUUUUUUUUUUUUUUUUUUUUGUUUAGUCAGCCGUAAGCUGACCAACAGACGGGUGGGCGGGGGAAGACACCAGCAUCAUAUAUGUAUAUGCAUACAAUAUACAGAUAUGACAACCUUUUAAAAGUAUAGGGAGGUAAAAGAAGAAUCCACUCCUGUAUUUAUUGUUGUAAAUCCUCAUACAGUGCAAAACUGGCGAAAUUCUCAAACAUGUUUUAAGUUGUCUAAUAAAGAAGAAAAACAACCUAUGUUUAAAUAUUGCAAGUGAUAAUGGUAGAUGAUGAGCAAUAAUUAAAAAAAAACAUUCUGUAAUCUUAAUGAAUAAAGAUGUAAAAAAUUGUUA